UCUACUGCAUGCCGAUUCGGUGGAAGUGCAUUGCUUGGCUGGCUGCCUGAGGCACCUGGCCUUUUCAGUUGAGCGUAGAGCGUGUUAGUAGACAGCUUGCGCUUAUCGUGGUUCGUUCGACUGCUAUUAUAGCUACCCGGCCAUGUGCUCGAUGUAGACUGGCGUAUAUACACAGUAGGAAUUACUCACCAAAGCUUUUCAACGGCUCUAGUGCGCGGGUACAUCGGUACAUUCGAGCUCUUCGGGGUGGUGAGUUUCGACGUUUCUGUGUGCUUCAUGCUAUAAUCGAUGUCUCCUCUCAGCUCAACGCAAAAUGUCAGUCGGAGUGGAGUGAAAAUUUUUGACAGGCCCAGUCGAGGCAGUCAACCAGUUCAGUCCAGUCCAAUACGGUACACGACGGUCGUCGGUUCAACCUUCAACUCGUGUGUGCGCGAACAAUUGCGAAUCUACGGUUCGGAUCCUUUUUGGGGAGAAUUACUCGGAGGCUUCUAGCUUGUCCACGGCAGGAAGGUAGCCAUUUCCGUCGCGCGUCCGUAAAGGAAUGAAGCUGGUUCGGUGAUUGAAGAGUGAUAUUUUUUGCGAAGGAAGAAUACGGAAUACGGUGCUUUGUUCAAGUGACGUGAAAAAGUGUGACCUGCAACGAGGAGAAGAAUAUCUAUCCAAGUGCUUUUCUUCGCCUCGAGGGAGGUGUGAAAACAGAUUGAAGGAGCGUGUGAAGUGUGUGGGGGUUUCCUGUGCUGCGAAAUAGUGUCGAACCGUGUGUGGCCCAAGCCUAGGCCAAUGAGCUGAGACAGCAAGGACUUUUGUGGGAUGGUCACCGACGAGUGCAGCCCGAUGUAGUUCCGUAACCAAACGCGAUUUAGAAUUUUACACAUCAGGGGUAUCACAAAACCAGAACACUGCAUGCCGCUAUCCCUUGAGAUCAUACAAAAUACCAGGUUCUGCACCAAUAUGGUUUUUGUGUGAUUGACAAGUGUUGAUAAAAGCGGCAGAAUUAUCAAUUCACACACGAGAAACCGUAAUCGAGCAUUCGGAGCAUUUCGGGGAGCAAAGCGAGUUCGAGUCUUGGAUUUUCGAUCGUCUGCGAAGCAAGGAAAACCGAUUGCGUGUCACAUUUUCGGGAGCUUGGGAGAUAACCUGACUGAUUUGGCUGGAGUGAGGCGGGUAGCUGCUACUGCUGUUAGAAGCGAGGAUUUCCCAUCGCAUCGAUGAGCAAAUAAAUCCCAUUCAACCAACCGCAAAACACACUCAGUCUGGCAAACAGCGAAAUCAUCUGCCACCGCCGUAGCCUCCGUGCCAUGCACCGAACCUGCUGCUGCAAACCUGCUAUGAACGUCGUCUAUCACCGCUUCCUAAGGAGAUAGCAUAGCCACAUCGGUAUAGAAGAAUAUCGCUGAUUAACAGCCCCUACGAUUGCCACCAUCAUCAUCUCGCAGCUCAACCAUCGUCGUCAACUGCUACUACUACUGCUGCUGCUGCAAUCUCACAGCCACAAUUACUUCAGUUUGAUUUCCCGCACCAAGAUCACCAGGGCCAAACCUCCCUGACGUCCUCGUCGUCACCACCAAAAGCGAGGCCCACAGCCAUGCCUCUCGACAACAACAAAGACCAUCCUCCGCCUGGAAGCGGAGGUCCCACAUCCCCCGUCCCGUCCCUCAAAACCGCCGACAUCCCGGACCAGGCCAACGGCUACCAGGAACUCUACAGCUCCAUGCGCAGCAACAAAUCCAACAAGUCCAAAACCUCCAUCUAUGACCGAAACCACGAGAAACUCCACCCCGAAGGGAUGUCCACCCUCGUGGAACUCCUCACCGAAACGUCCCAGGCCUCAAUCCACGACAUCCUCAACGAUGGCGAGGAGGACCAGAUGUUCAUCACCGGCUACGAAAAAUCCCCCGUCAAGUCCUUCUUCACCCACCUCGGAUUCUUCCUAACCCUCGGAAUCAUGCGACUGGUAAUGCACUGGUGGCAACACUGGCUACUGCUGGCAACCCACCGCAAGUGCUCCCUGGAAGUGGCCCAAAAAGUCCUCGUACACGAGCGCUACCAGGGCAAGCACGAUGCCUUCUACGUCAAGAACGUCAUCAACAUGGACGCCGAAUCGAUCAAGGAAGUCGCCUCCAAUUCCAAACGCCUAUCGCCCAAUGGACGGAACAUCGUCAAGGAACUCGAGCAGAUCGGUAUCACCGAUCGGGUGCAGUUCUUCCAGCAGGUCACCCCAUUUCAGGUGGCGUUCCAUCAGGCGGGUGGCAAGUUCGACCACUUCAACGAGAUCCGGUUCUUCAGCUGUAAAAAGUUGCGCUACAUCUGGAACAAGAACUCCAAGCGGUUCGUCAAGCUUACCGGACUGGACGUGCGCGUGCCCAGCGUGACCAUCCACCACACCAAGGGCCUGUCGGUGUACGAGCAGAACAUCCGCCGGCUGGUCUACGGCACGAACGAGAUUCUGAUUCCCCUCAAAGGGGUGUUCACGUUGCUGUUCCUGGAAGUGCUGAACCCGUUCUACGUGUUUCAGAUCUUUUCGGUUAUGUUGUGGUUCGUGUACGAUUACUACUACUACGCUACGGUUAUCAUUCUGAUGAGCGGAUUCGGUAUCACGGCUUCCAUUCUCCAGACGCAGAAGAACCAGAAGGCGCUGUAUUCUACGGUCAAGAAUAGCGAUACGGCGACGGUUGUGAGGGAUAACUGCGAGUCAGAGCAGAUCGAAACCAGGUACUUGGUGCCGGGUGACGUGGUAGAAAUUCCGGCCACCGGGUGUACAAUGCAGUGCGAUGCCGUGCUGAUCUCUGGAAACUGUAUCUUGGACGAAUCGAUGCUGACGGGGGAGAGUGUUCCCGUUACGAAGACUCCGCUGCCGUUGAAACGCGACUUGAACUACGAUCACAAGGAGCAUGCUCGGCAUACAUUGUUCUGCGGGACGAAGGUUAUCCAGACUCGCUACAUCGGCAGUGAGAAGGUUUUGGUGAAGGUGAUCAACACGGGGAACAUCACAGCCAAGGGUGGACUAAUCCGAUCGAUCUUGUAUCCUCCUCCGGUAGACUACAAAUUCGAGAAGGAUUCGUACAAAUUCAUCAUGGUGCUGGCAUUCCUCGCGGGGUGUGGUUUCCUGUACACCGUAGUCACAAAAAUCAUGCGAGGUGUUGGAGCGUUGAAGAUCAUUGUCGAAUCCUUGGAUUUGAUAACCAUUGCCGUCCCACCAGCCCUGCCGGCAGCUAUGACGGUUGGCCGAAUGUACGCGCAGAAGCGACUGCAGAAGAACAACAUCUACUGCGUGUCGCCACGGGCGAUCAACGUUUCUGGCAGUAUCGAUUGCGUGUGUUUCGACAAGACUGGCACCCUGACUGAGGAUGGACUGGAUAUGUGGGGCGUGCUGCCCAAGGACUCCACCAACAACUUCCAGAUUCCGCUCACGCAGAUCAACCGGCUUCCGAUGACGGAGCACCUGCUCGGUGGAAUGGUAACGUGCCACUCGAUAACCUUCGUCAACGGAGAAAUGCGAGGCGAUCCACUGGAUUUGAAGAUUUUCGAAUCAACCGGAUGGAUCCUGGAGGAGGCGAACGUUUCCGACGAGACCAAGUACGAUCUGCUGUUCCCUACGAUCGUGAAGCCUCCUCGAGGUGGCUCCAAGGAUGACUUGAACCUGGAACUGGACGUGGCUUACGAUAACUCGAACGAUAUCGGUAUUGUGCGGGAGUUUUCGUUCACAAGUGCUCUGCAGAGGAUGUCCGUGAUCACCAGGAAGCUGUCGGAUAACCACUUCAACGUAUACGUCAAAGGUUCGCCGGAGAUGAUCAGCAGUUUGUGCAAGGCCGAUAGUAUUCCGGAGGACUUCACCACGAAGCUGGGAUUCUACGCACAGCAGGGUUACCGGAUCAUUGCGAUCGCGUACAAGUCACUGGAUAAGAAGAUGAACUACUCGAAAGUUCAAAAGGUGUCCAGGGAGAAGGUUGAAUGUGAUCUGGAGUUUUUGGGUUUCGUGAUCUUGGAGAAUCGAUUGAAGGCGGACACGGAGGAGGUGAUCGAAAGUUUGAACGUGGCGAAUGUGCGGUGCAUUAUGGUGACGGGAGAUAAUUUACUCACGGCGGCGAGUGUGGCCCAUGACUGCGGGAUGGUUAUGCCGGGUCAGAGUUUGGUGACGUUGACGGCUCACGUGGACAAGAACAACCCAAACAAACACUUCCUCAGCUACGAUAUAACCGGGCAACCGCAGCUGACUCAGUCGGAUAUAAUAAACGAUAACAAGGUUAGCGACGAUAAGCGAAAUGGGAACUACACGCUCAUGACACAGUCCAACAGUAUCAGCAGCUGCGAUACGGUCGAUACGUGUACGAUCUCUACGCAGGUGAGUGUGUUCGAGAAGGAGGAGCAUCGGAUCUCAAUCGACGUCGACAGUGAGAAGGGCGUUUCGGUGAGCGGCGUCCAGGGUGGUUCGUUCCGGUUCGCCUUGACCGGGAAGACUUGGGCGAUCGUUAAGGAGCAUUUCCCAGAGCUGGUGCCGACGAUCAUAACGUUCGGGACGGUGUUUGCUCGGAUGUCCCCGGAUCAGAAGCAGCACUUGAUCACGGAUUUGCAGAACUUGGGAUAUUAUGUGGCUAUGUGUGGAGAUGGCGCCAAUGACUGCGGAGCGUUGAAGGCCGCGCAUACGGGAAUUUCCUUGUCGGAAGCUGAGAGUUCUGUAGCGUCGCCGUUUACAUCGAAGAGUCCAACGAUUGCAUGCGUACCCAAGGUGAUCAAGGAAGGUCGAGCGGCAUUGGUGACAUCGUUUGGAAUUUUCAAAUACAUGGCUGCGUAUUCGUUGGUGCAAUUUGCCUCCGUGUUGAUCCUCUAUUCGAUCGAUUCCAACCUGACGGAUCUGGAGUUCCUAUACAUAGAUCUCUUCAUCAUUUCGGUGACGGCGUUCUUCUUCGGCAAAACUUCGUCAUACGAUGGUCCACUGGUCAAACAAGUCCCGUCAAAUUCGCUUAUAUCGCUUAGUCCACUGCUAUCGCUGGGGCUCCACCUGAUCGUGGCAUUGGGUUUCCAAGUUGCCGGUUGGUAUCACAUCCAGGCCCAAUCUUGGUUCGUACCAUUCAACUACAGUGACGAACUGGCUCUGAAUGAUCUCGGAUGUUACGAAAACUACGCCAUCUUCAGCAUCUCUUGCUACCAGUACAUCAUCCUCGCGAUCGUGUUCUCCAAGGGAGCUCCCUAUCGCAAGUCCAUCGUAUCCAACUACGGAUUCCUGGUCAGCAUCAUCAUCAAUACGGCCUUGUCGAUCUUGCUGACCCUGUACCCACCCGUCUGGCUCCAGGAUCUCUUCCAACUAGUCAUCCCCCAGGAGGACAUCACCUUCCGGGCCUAUCUGGUCGGGUACGGGCUGGCCAACUUCAUCAUAGCGCUGUUCAUCGAGAAGUACAUCAUCGACGAGAUCGCGUUCAAGAAGCUACGCUACCGGUGGCACAACAUCGCCAAGUCACGGCGCAAGUACUUACUGAUCGAGCACAACUUCCGCAAGGAGGUUCAGCACCCGAGCGACUUUAAAACCGUGCUCGGCUGGUCCAGCGAGAAGUACGAUUACUGACAUCACCUCCAGCGGGUGUUGAAACUAGUGGCGAGCGUGGUGAUGAGCGAUCGGCAAGCAGCGUGGCUUCUUCGGCUGCAGCAGCGGAUCGAUCUUCGGUAGCGAUCGUUACGCGCCGGAUUUUAUGCAACCGUCGAGUCGUGAAGUUCUGUGCAUUCGAUUGAGCAGCAGCGGAAAACUGCCAAGCGUUUAGGUUUUGAUUCUGAUUAGGAUACUUUUUUUUUGCAUGCAUUAGAAUGAUUUUUAUAGAAAAGGCAAUUGUGAGGUUCAGAAUAUGAGUUUUCCGGUGAUUAGAGAUGUAAGUGCCAUAAUUGUAUUAUGUUUCGAUUAGGACCCCAGGACAAACGCUAAGGCAAAUAAAGUUUACACACAUGUGAUAUAUAUCGAGCCGAAUGUGGAAAAAGGGCUAAUGUUGGAUUUUGGGCGAAUCUGAACUAUACACGGAAAGAUGACGACGAGCGGGAGGAGGUUCACAGGAAUACAGGAAAUUUCGUGGCGCUGUGCAGAAUCGAAAUCAAAGGAAGACAAUAAUCAAAAUUUGUACAGAAAAGAAGUAAACGAGAGAUAAAACCAUGCCUCUGUAAUUACCGAUAGUUUCCAACCGGCUUUUGGCUGGAGUUCUUCUUCGCUUCUGCACGCGGAAAUUUUUUGCAUACAUGUUUCGAUGGUAAAAGAUUAAACUUUCACUCCAAACUUUCACUCGAUUUCGGUAAAUGAAUUCGUCUAGGAUUUGCUAAUAUGUAAUUUCGCUACAAUUUAUCGGAGCAGAGAGAUUCUGAAAAAAUGUUACCGUGUGUUAUCCAGGAGGCCAUGAACCAGUGAUCUCGGUUUUAAUGUUCAUGGAAACGAGUUCAUUUUCCGUAAACACGACACUCCUCAAAAGUCAAAUAGAUUAAUUCGAACAACGGUAACAUGUUUACAGAAAAUUCAUUCGUUACCAUGGCCAGAUAAUAUGGCUCCGCUCAAAAAUCAAACGCGUGCGUUAGCUCAUGGACCUGUGCUAUGCACGUGUUCAUCCAUAUGAUUUGUGCGUAACCACGUAGUCUAGGUGGUCAUGGAAACGAGUUGUAUUUCUGUAAACAAGACACGGUAAAUUAUUAAACUCGUGCAAAUAUCCAUGAAACUGAGUUCACUAGUUUGCCGUAUCAACGAAAAAGAGCUCAUUUCCAUGGCCACCUAGAAAACACGGCUCCCCUCGAAAGUCAAACAGACGAACACGUGCAUUGACUUAUAGAAAUAAGUGCAUUUUUGGUGAACUUGACACAUCUCAAAUGCCAAACGGACUUACAUAUCUACCGGUGAACUGAGUUAACUCGGUCCAAGAAUUUUGACACUAGAGUGGGACACGAUUAUUCAGCAGCCAUCCAAAACAUGUGCCGAUCUAGGCCAAAAUGAUAGGACCGAGUGAAUUCAGUUCACUAAUGAAUAACUCCAUUAGUAAACUCUAGCUCUUUCAUAACCAAGUUAUUUGGAAAACUUGGAAGAGUAUUUGUGGAACUAUUGACUUCUUGAUAAAUAACCUAAUCUGUUUCUAAGACUCAAAGCAAAAUUCAAUUCACAUUUGAAAAGGAUUGGAGUGAAGUGAGAGCUGUGAACCGUCGAACCAUGUAUAAAGCACUAUUAUUUAAUGCAUUAUAUUGUAAAAUAAUUGAUAGAUUUCAGUGUCCGUCAAUCUUCUUCAUCGUUAAGAGAAUGGUCAGAAGAAUAAAACAGAAAAGUGUUCCCAGCAAAUCUACUUUAAUAACAAAUAACAACAUUAAAAAUCGCAUGUUUUGCCAGCUAUACAAAUGACACACAUUCACAAGAAGUUAAAAAAGCAACAAACCAUUGGCAGUUUUAGGUUAAAAACAACUGAAACAUACACAAGCAAACUGACACAUUCUCACUUUAGUGUACACCGUUAGUCGUAUUUGCGAGUCACACAAGAAAAAAAAACAACAGCAGUUUCAAUCUAAAACCUCUAGGGAAAUUUAGCAAGCCUCGCCUUCCUUUCUGAGAAGCGUUAGAGCCAUUUAGGAUCGUAGAUAUGUAGCAAGGUUUUUUCUAAAAGAAUGAAACAAAAAAACAAUACCACGAUGCAUCUCACAGCCACACGCCUAGCGAUACAGCUCUGAGAGCAAACGCCACUACAAGUGCUAGCGAAUCGGUUUUGAUUUAUACUUACUUUUACUAGCGCAAAAGUUCGCGGUGUUGGUCAGGAAUUUCAUGUUUAGUCAAUUUAUUUAAUGCAACUUUAUAAUCUGCAAUCGAAGAAACCGGGAAAACGACUUAUAAGGAAUUCGUUCAUAGCCUACUAUCUCAAGCAGCACUACCACAAACUUAUACAGCAGCAGUGACCUCUAGUGUUGAUUUUUGUUCUUACACAUUGUUAUCACAAUAGGCGUUUAAAUUGCAAACUGUACUUGUCCCCACUACUGGUCCCAUACGAUAAUAGUUGUUGAUCAUUGAAAAUGAUGCACUCUCAG
Molecule: messenger RNA, 8025 nt
Organism: Aedes albopictus (Asian tiger mosquito)
Lineage: Eukaryota; Metazoa; Arthropoda; Insecta; Diptera; Culicidae
Gene: anne
Product: polyamine-transporting ATPase 13A3-like
Exons: 3
Coding region: 1586-5560 (1324 amino acids)
Biological process (GO): intracellular calcium ion homeostasis; polyamine transmembrane transport
Cellular component (GO): membrane
Molecular function (GO): ATP binding; P-type transmembrane transporter activity; polyamine transmembrane transporter activity
Source: RefSeq, a predicted model, not a curated record